AUGGAGUCGGCAGACAACCCAUUUGCCUCACUUGUGAAAAAUACACCAGUUGGUCUGGGUCCAGCAAUUUUCGGAGCCUGUGAAACUGAAGUUACUAAAAUCUUGGAAAACAUACUUCUUGUUACUCAUGACAAAGCUCUUGUUCUUGGUGAAUCCGGUAGACCCAGUUAUCUACUCUAUAUUAAACCUUUUCUGGGUGGUAGUGUACAAAUUUCUAGUAGCAGUCUAGAUGAACUUAUAUUCGACCGCACACAAAUGAGAGAGUUCAAUGACUAUGAUGUAGUGAGUCUUAAUACGGGGUCGGUGACAGAUAUCAAUGAUGUUUUGGCUUCCAGUCCAAUUAGUUAUUUAGUUUCUUCUUAUCACCGUGCAUGUACAAUUAAACAAACAAAUGCCCUUUCACAGGUCGUUGAAGAUUGUCGCAAAAGUAUUGUAAGGCAAAUCGUACUUCUGUUGCUUGUUGAUGCUGAGUCUGACAAUCCUGAAAGCAGCACGAACUUAUUUAAUAUCAUUUAUCAAGCUCUCUGUACAGAUGAUUGCGAUCAAAUUGUACAUAUUCAAACAAUGUUUGACGAAGUUCUUAAUCAUCUGGAAUCAGAAUCCUUAUCGGACGUAAGUGUGUCAGAAUCCUGUCCACAGUCUGCAUUAAACAGUUUACGACCGUUGGUCAACUGCCUUCUGAUUCAACUGAAAAAUAUUUGUUACUCCGCAGUACAGUCACCGACAACACCAAGUAGCCUCCUAAAUCGGCAGUUAGUUGGUGCUAGAGAACGUGCCUUAUUCUGUCCUCAGCGCCGUCCUCUCUUGAUCAUGACAAUUGGGUUAUCAAAACAUUCAGUCACUGCUCAGCUGCUUAUUGAGUUGUCGUUUCCUCAAAAUUUCCUCACUGGUUCGUUUAGGCCUGAUGAAUUCGAAGGUGGUAUUUUGGGUCGACUUCUAGUUCCUAGUCAUUUGCAUUCACCUCAACCAGCAGAAACAAUAUUUUUAGCUAGCCAAGCCCCAAUAGGUGAAUUUUUCACAGAAGAAGUACCUUUAAAAACAGUUGUCGAGUCUGAACAACGUACAAUAUGGCAGUUAACUGAACAAAUGGAUAUAGAAUUGAACACACUAUUCACUAAUCUACUCAGGGUUGGUAAACGACGUCCAUUUAUUAAAAAGUUAUUAUUUCAAUGGUUUGGUGGAUGUAUUCAUGCUAAUAAAGCUCGUGGUCAAUUGGCACAUUCAAUGAUGAAUCAUGAUUUAUUAAGUCAAUCGAAUACACCAAAUCUAGCUGGUGAUGGAUUUCUUAGCAAUCUAACAGCUGUUUUAGUUCGUUUAAGUGGACCAUUAAUAACAUCACCAGAUAAGCCACCGUUGGAUAAAAUUUGGCCAGAAUAUGCUCAAGACUCAUCUCCAAAUCGAACAGCGCUACCAGAAUUACGCAAAGAAACACGUCUUGCACCUGCAACACUGCAUCAUCUACGUAUCAAUCGAAAUAAUAAUUCUGAAAAAGCUGGAAAUAGUUCAUUCACAGUAGUGAACAAUGAAGACUAUCCUUUAUUAACUGAAUUAUUUUUCCUUGCACAUGCGGCUAUACGUAUUGGAUGGACACCGUUAAUUGCUAGACAUUUUGAAACUGGCCAACAAUUGCAUCGAUUGGAAGAUCAAUUACAACCUCAUGAAUCAGACAAUGCAAAUAGUUCAAAUGAUUCUCAAGUAUUUUUUUUACGUCGUUUUAUGCGUGAACGCACUGCACGGUAUCUGGAACAAUCUACCAGUUUGUCGUGUAUAACUCGAUUAAAAGAUCAAUUGUCAUUUGCUGUGACCACUUGCCGAUUUCUUGUCAAAUUGGCUAAAUGUAUAGUAAAUAAUAAUGAUAUUAGUAAUAAUAAUACUACUACUAUUACUACCACUGCUACCUCUGAAUCACCAACAUCAUUUUCUCAUGGAUGUCUUUCUGAUUUGCCAGAAUAUUUAGUUGAUAACGUUGUGGAACUUGUUAGUUAUUUAAGACGUGGUAAAGACGAAUUUCUUGAGUCCGUUGAAGUGUCAUCCAUUCCAUUGGAACCAUUAUUAGAAUUCAGUAUAUUAUUUAUGAAUCAUACAGGUUUAUUAACUAAUCCACAUUUAAGAGCUCGUCUUGCUGAAGUACUUGAAUCAUUAGUACCACAACGUGAUGAUGAAGCAUGGAAUACCAAUAGUAAUGGUUCUGGUUUAUUGAAUUCAUUGAAUUUAUCUUUCCAUCGACGUGAACAAUUGAUGAAUCGAGAUCCAGAAAUCACAGAUGAUCCUGUAUUGAGUAAUGCUGUGCGAGCAUUGCUUACAGCAUUUGUCUCUAUAGAAUUAUCUCCUGGUACCGGUGCUGUUGGCAGUGCCGGUAGUGCAGCGGAUACAGCUAUAGCUGCUUCCUCCUCCACCUCCACCUCCUCCUCCUCAUCAUCAGCAACUACAUUACAAAAUGAUAGGAAUAGUCAAACAGAUGCUGGUACUAGUAGUAGUAGUAGUAGUGGUGGUGCUGCUACCAGCAGCUCUGCAACAGACACUCAAACUGCUUCUGUUGGCUUUGAAGAGAAAUUUCAUUAUCGACGUCCAAUGUAUGCUUGUUUAAGAUAUUGGUAUGGUAAACCAUUAUACAAUGUACAGUUUCAGCGUUUAGAAAAUGAAGCCUUAGCGCAUAUCGAUGAUGCAAAUCCUCCAUUAUUUCUACAAUUUUUAUCACUUUUGGUAAAUGAUGCAAUCUUUCUAUUAGAUGAAGCGCUUAGUUUAUUGGCUCAACUUAAACAAACUGAACGUGAAAGAGAAAAAUGUGGUGGAAGAUUAUCCUCUUCUUCCGAUGAAGCAUUAUUUGCACAUACAGGUCGUUUAGCACGACAUCAUAUUAUUCUUGGCUUAGAUACCAUUGCUGCACUACGUCGUGUAAUCACUUUAUGUCCAAAAUUAAUUACUCAUCCAAUAUUAGUUGAUCGUGUUGCUUGUAUGCUAAAUUAUUUCUUGACAAGACUUGUAGGACCUAAACAACGUGAUUUAACUGUACGUGAUAAAGCUGCUUAUGGUUUUAAACCAGAUUUAAUGGUGCUAGAAAUCUCUGCUAUAUAUCAAAUAUUGGCUCGUGGAUCUGAUUCUGAAGUUGUGACAGAUGUAGAGACAACUGAAAAAUCUUCCUCGCCUUCGUCACCAUCACCAUCGGAAGCAUUUCGUCGGGCGGUUGUCAGUGAUGAAAGAUCAUUUACACCAGAUUUGCUAGAUCAAGCUUGUCGUGUAUUAGAUCGAAUUGCUGCACCGAUAGAUUUAUGCAAUAAAUUCUCUGAAGCUGUUCGCCUGAUUAAAGCUGAAAAUGUAAUCAAAGCUGAAGAAGAACUAGAUUUUGAUGAUGCACCAGAUGAAUUUAUCGAUCCAAUUAUGGGUUGUUUAAUGGAGGAUCCGGUGAGAUUGCCUACAUCUGGUCAUAUAGUUGAUCGUAAAACUAUCUAUCGUCAUUUGUUAAAUGAUUCAACUGAUCCAUUUAAUAGACAACCAUUAACAAUGCCUCAGGUUGAACCACAAGACCAAUUACGUUCAACUAUUCGAGCAUGGAUUGAUGAACGUCGUCGUGCACAUAAAAUUACCAAAGACCAAUAA
Molecule: messenger RNA, 3597 nt
Organism: Schistosoma turkestanicum
Lineage: Eukaryota; Metazoa; Platyhelminthes; Trematoda; Strigeidida; Schistosomatidae
Source: the annotation of a GenBank genome assembly